AUGAUGAAAAGUUCCCAAAAAUUAUAACUUCAGCCAUCAUAGAAUGCCAAAUCAAAGACCUCUAUGGCUUAUGCUACUGUUGCAAGCUAUCCUAAGAAGCAAAGCAAACCUACUCUAUCAACAUAUCACAGUAUUAAAAAUUUGCACUAAGAGGUAAAGAGCCUAUUUGAGUAGCCAGGCAGUAGUAAUUAAUAAGAGUCUGGAUGUGCUACUAAUGUAUCAGAGAACAUUCAGAAUGAACAUAAUAACUUCCUUAAUAAGAAGAAUAGUAACAAAGAUGGAAACAGUAUUGGCCAUAUUGGCAAUGAGUACAUUUAAUAUAUGCAGAAUUUUACUCUUUAAUCUUCAGGUAAAUUUUUGAAUUUAAAUUUCACAGAUUCAAAUAAUAACCUUCAUCAGUAGCAAAUCAGCGAGCAGUAUUUGUAGCUCAGAGCAUACACUACAAGUCCUCAAAAUUCUAUUAAAAUCUAGUAAUACACAAGUGAUCAUGUAAACGACAGAUAAAAGGCAACUUUUUCACCUAAUCCUCAAAGCAUGUAGUCUCAUUUGAGCAACCAGAUUAGCACUAAUUAGUAAUACUAAACUAAUAUUCAACCAAUGACUACCAAAAACUCUUAGAAUAAAAAGAUAUCAUAUUUUGGAACUAAGGCACCUACAUUUAAAGUGCAGAACUCAAUCACCAAAUCUUAGAGCAAUAAAAAUCUGAUCAAUGAUAAAUUUCAAAGUUAGGGAAUAUAACUGACAUAAACUCAAAGUAUCCUUUAGCCUCAGGCAAGCAUGUCAAAUUUGAUAGGAAUAAAUAAGUCUUAAAUUAAAAUGAUUGACUUAAUUAACUCCCAAGCUAAGAAGCCUUACGAAAGCAAAACCAAGAAAAGUAUGAUGAAUGAAUCAUCUCAGAUGCUUAUCAAUUAUGAAAACAUGCCUACAGGGAUGAUUCUGAGAGAUAUCAAAGAAACUGCCAAGCUAUAUAUUUAACCAAAGACUGCAAUGGAAAAUUACAGAAUAAAUACUGAUGCUCAUUAUGAAAAAAUAAAUCUCUAAUAGUUUAACUCUUAAAGCUUAGCCAAUUCUAAUGAACAUCCUUCUAUUCAUUAGGAUGCCUUAGGAGGGACAUUUUGUAGUUUAAAGGAUUCUAUGGAUUAUGCUGCCUAGGAUUAGAUUGUCAAGACUCAGUAAGAUGAGCCAAUGCAUCAUUCAAAUGAAAAGGAUUUUAAAAAACCACGAAGAAACUAAUAAAGCCAUGAUAAUAAUGCUCAGAUGCAAUCCACACCAAUUAAGAAUCAAUUCUCGAAUUAGACUAAACAUCAAAGAUAGCCUAAUUCAAAUCAUAACUUUAAUUAAACAACUAUUCAACCGUAAAACAAUCUAUUUAGUCCAACUUCUAAUGAGCAAUCAACAGCAGCAUGCACUGGAGUAAAAAAUAAAACUCAUAAGCUAAACAAAAUGCUUAAGAAUUUAAUCAAUGAUACUAAUCCAACUUAUAGUCAGAUAGCUUAAGUUAGCUCUCCUAAACUGUCCCCCUAUAACUAAAGUAUAGGUUUAAAUUCUCAACCUAGCAUAUCACAAACUCUUUAAUCCCAAACAGCUAACAAUAAAUAGCUCCAAGGUGCCAAUUAUUGCUAGAAAUAACAGGCAAUUACUACUCAUAAGAAAGAUAAUUCAUAAAAAACUGCAAUUUAAAAUUUCAAAAAAUAAAGCAAAGGUAUAAAAGUGAAUCAGACCAUUAAUAUCCAAUCUAACUUGAAGCCAAAUUAAUCUAAAGGUAAAAUAAACACUACAAGAAAUGAUGGAUAAAACAGAAAAACACCAAUUGAGCAGAUUUCUUAGCCUAUUUAAAUUAAUCUUUACUCAUCAGACUCUUAAGCUUCUCUUAAUUCACCAGGUGUUGAUCAAGUCAGUUUAGUUAUGCAGAUUGAAGGUUUGAAAAAAGAAAUAGAGCAAAUGAAAAGCAUCAAGAGUUAACUUUAAGGGAAGGACAGAGAGAUUCAGCAGCUGAAGAAGAAGAUAUAAGGUCUCUCCAAUGACAAAGUGAGACUAAGACAUCAAGUUUCUGCAGCUAGAGCAGGUGGGAUAGGAGGCCAGAUAGAUUAAUCAAGUGGAAACGCUACUAGUGCUUGCGAAAUUACAUCUAAUAGUAAAAAGGUUGACAGAAGUGCACUUUCAAGUGGAGGUGCUAGUAGAUCUUAUGCUAAGCCCUUUUAGCAACUCGUUAGCCAUAUUAAGUCAAGAGCAGGCAAAAAUAUUAGGAUUGAAAACUAAGAUACAAUAAACCUAGGACCUUCACAACAUUCUCCAAUAUUAAAUGAAAAUCUGAUUAAGACUCUAAACCAUUAAAAAUCAACGAGAAAUAAAAUUGCUAAUUAAUCGAACAGUGGCGUAACAUCAAAUCAUAGGCUACUAAGUGGUCAUUAAAUGCAUGUUUAAUCAUAGCCACUCUUAUUGUCAUAGUUCAAUUAGCAUGAAGAGUUUAGCAUAGGGCUAGAUGAUCAGUCGCCACCACUCAAACUAAAAAGAGUGAUUUCUCAAUAAUCUAUCGACUCUAUUAGCAACUACUCUUCAUCUUAAUAAAAAAGAGAAAACUUGAGAUACAAACGAAGCAAAGAUGAGUGGGACUUAAAUCAAGAGGAAUAAGAUUCAAAGAUCAUAAAUGAGGAUGCAUUUGAGAGCCAUGAUUUCGAUCAAGAGAGAAUAAGAGAUCAGCAGCAGAAGUCUGAAAAUAAAAGAGAGGCUUAACAGAAUUAAAGCAUUUAGGAAAUGAGUAAUUUGAAGGAUAGAAUGAAAGGCUUUAUCUAGAAUUAUGUACAUUACAUUAGAUAUCUAGAGAAUAAGAUUAGAAGACUGGAAAUUCAAAACAGGAGAAAUGUAGAGUUUGAUCUCGCAGAUUUAGAAGUUUAGGUCAAGGAGUAUGUUGAGGACAAUAAUGUUAUCUAUUACCUAAUAGAAGUCAGACUAUUGGCUUAAAUUUGGAUUCUUAAGAAGAGAUUUUCAGAUUUCGAUAAAAUGCAUGCUAGAUUAAAAGCAGACUUAGAGUUUAAAGCUGCUGAAAAUCUACCUGAUUUGCCGCCGAAAAAACUAUUCUUCAACAAAGAUCCUUAAUUUUUGAGAGACAGAAUGAGAGCGUUGAAUAGGUUUAUUAAGUUAGUCAUCUUGAUAUACGAAGCAAUAGAGAAUCCAAUUAUACAAAGAUUCCUUGAGAUAGACACCUAGUUCAAUCCUAACUAUGAAUACGAGACGAUUGAUGUUGGAGUGAUAGAUAAUCCCUCAGAUGAAUCAAGCUUAUUUUUAGAAGGGGAUAAAUUAUCUAAAGUCAAAAAGAGAUUUUAGGAAUAAAAGGAAGGAAAGGGAAAGAAAUUAACGAAGCAAGAGGAAAGAGAACAAUAUUUACUGUCUCAGUUCACUGUUAAGGAUCUGCCAAAUCAUCGGUUUUAUAAUCCAUAAAUUGAUGCCCCAAUAUCUGAGGAUUUAGACUGCUCUUCAGAUUAUUUAGAUGAGUUUCAUGGACGAGAGGCCUAUUUCGAUAUUGAUGAAGAAGGAAUAUAUUAGGACCAAUUAAAUCUAUCACCAAUAGAUACUAUGCAAAAUCUUAACCUGGAAGAAACUAAAGCAAGCGAUGGCUAGAAAUCUGGCUUAUAGCUAAAUAAGAUGGUAGAUGCACUUUUUUAUUCAGAAAACAGUAAAGCUUAAAACGGGAGAGAUAUGGAUAGUCACAGAAAUACAAUUGAUAGGCCAAUUGAUUUGAUAGGAAAUAAAUUAUCAACUGAACCAGACGAUGAUCAACCUCUUAGAUUAAUUCCAAUUCCACAUUAGAGAGCAAAUAAAGUUUCACAGCAGGUAGAGAAUCUGAUAAAGACUUAUAAGCAGCAAAACACUUUCAACAGUGAGAAUAAUGCCUACUAGAACUAUCAAAUUUUCACCAAUAACUCACCCAAAAAUGAUCUUGAAGCAGAGUUUCAAAUCAAUGAUGAAUAUGAAUAAAUUGACGAAAACUAGUGCGACGACAUGAAUAAGAUCUUAGUCAAGAAAGCCUCAAAAGCUUGUAAUAAGCUAAUCAAGGAAAAUUCAGAGCUGUUUAGACUUAAUUACAAGAUAAACGAAAUGAGCUAAGAGUUAGAUGAAGCUGACUUAUAUUUCAAUGAUUUGCGCUCUAAGAUUAUUGAAAGAUGCCAGCUCAUCAAAAAGAUAAUGGCGAACCCUACAAAACUGCAUAAAAUUAAGAAAAACUAACUUGUCAAUGCUAUUCAAUAAGAGAUCGACAAUGAUGUUCUUAAUUUCGUUGAAGAUUAGCCAAUUUUUGGGGAGGACAUGUAUUCAGAGCCCUUCAACUAGGGACAUGGAUCACUUCCUUCAAUGAGCACUGGCAUGUACUUAGGCAGCAAUGUCUAGAAUAGACUUGCCGCUGUCAAUCGUAAAUAGCAAGUAGUAAAUAAAUUUAUUUGA
Molecule: messenger RNA, 4437 nt
Organism: Stylonychia lemnae
Lineage: Eukaryota; Ciliophora; Spirotrichea; Sporadotrichida; Oxytrichidae
Source: the annotation of a GenBank genome assembly